UUAACAUCCCUGGAGAGUAUUGAAGCAGGUUUCCAACAAUUUUACAAGCUACCAGAGAAUUCAGGAGAUAUAUAUCAUAGCAAGUCAGCCGAUUGAGUCAAGUCAGAACCUGAAAAUAGCCUCUUCCUUCUUGGAGAGAUGGGGGAUUCAGCAAGCAAUGAAGCCACCAAUAGUGAUCUACAGCUACAGGAUCCUGUCAAUGCAACACACUUUCAGUUAUUAUGUGAAGAGAUAAUUUGUGAAUGGAGAAAACUGGGUACAUGCUUAGGGCUCUCACUAAAACACCUGCGAAUGAUUGAGACUGAUCAUCCCUCUGACUGCCAAGGAAGGGUGUGGAAAGUGCUUGAAAAGUGGGUACAAAUGAACGGAAAUGAAGCAACAGUGGGAAGUCUUAAAAAUGCUCUUGAGGAGAUAGAAAGGAAAGAUGUCGCCCAAAAACUUGUUGUCUCUGUGCCAGAGUUACUGAACUGCGCUCGGGUACAGAGUGGGAGCGCACAAAGGGAAGUUGAACAGCUGGAGAUGGAUGUGGAGAAAAAUAAAGAAUCACUGGGUGAGAUGUCCAAGCAAAUAGAAGAACUAAACAAACAAGUGGACGACGGUAAGCAAGAGAUCAAGAGGCUAAAAGAAGAGCUAGAUAAACACAAGAAUUCUGGAAGUUGCGUUUUCUCUCCAGCUGGAAGGAAAUUUACCGGCAAGUAUCAUGGUGGCAAGAACUGCGCAAAGGGAAAGGCUUCUGCCGCACUCAGAGAUUGCUUACAUACCUCUCGUUGUUCUUUGCACAGCAAGUAACGUCUUAAACCGUAAGAAAGGCGCUAUCAGUGGGACAGGCGAAAGAGAAUAUUCAUGGUGAGCUAUUGAUCUGGGCUCAGGCCAUCGACCUGUGAUCAUACUGCGCUCUGAAACACGGAAAAAGAGAUGGAGAGUCACUUCUAUUAUAUUACAGACUUUAAGUAAACCACCACAGCGACGGCAACGAGGACGUGGAAAAACAAAAGAUCUAAUUAGCAGAACAAUAGCUCAUCACGAGCGUUUUAAAACUUAGUACAUUUCCUAGCCGUACUUUGCAAAACAACAUCGUGAAAUCACCAAAAUCUGCGUGGUCUACGAACCGAAACUGCGACGGCAAAUUAUUUAAAUUUGUAUUCGCUACUCGACGACAGGGGGCAGUGUGGCCGAGUGGUCAGCGUGUCGAAUUCGCAAUCAGCCGCUAUCGGGUUUGAGUCCCGCCCUGACCACUCCCUGGAUUUGUUUCACGGUAGCUCCGAGUUCAAAUCCUCGGCCAUGCUUGUAAAUAGCCAACUGGUUUGCCUUCGGCCAGUUGGGAUUCUUAAUAAUGUUAUGUUAAACUUGAAUCAUUUGUUUCAAAUGCUUGCAUGGAUCACAAUGAGAACUACUGGUUCUACCAGUAAUCGUGUAAUCCAACAAAGUCAUUAUAUAUUUAUUUAACGAUACUUUAAUACGUUAUGUCGAGGUUGAGUUGUGGCGCCGUAUGAGAUGGCAAACACAUGCAGCCAUUUUCGAAAUUCUAAUUAAAAGUAGAAAUUCAUUUUUUAAUCGACGUCUUCCGUGGCGUUGCCGUCCUGAGUGCUUAAGGUCCCUAUUGUAUGAGGCAAAUGGUCGGUUGGAGGGGAAGUUGGAGCUUUUGGUUUUUUUGGAAUUUUCCAGUCAGGUAGAAAUUUCUCUGACAAAUAUGGAAUAUAUCUAACUGGAAUUGAGCUCUACGGAGUAUUUCUAAGGAUCUGAGAGCUAAUAGCUAGAGAUGCUUUCAUCUCUAAAGUUUUCAUCAAGCAGCCGAGAGAAAAUAAUAACCUCUCAAAAAGCAAGGUCAGUGUAUUACUACCUAUCAAGAGAUUUAAGAAGACAAUUUCUAUGAUCACUUGUCAAGGGUAUGAGCUAUUUAUUUUAAGGAAAACUGAACUGAUGCUUGAGAGUAUUUAUCAUCCAAUUGUGCUUUGUAGAGUACAAACAACGCGCGAAACAAGUACAAAUAUCAGGCGAUAUUUUUUACUCCAGAAAU
Molecule: messenger RNA, 2017 nt
Organism: Stylophora pistillata
Lineage: Eukaryota; Metazoa; Cnidaria; Anthozoa; Scleractinia; Pocilloporidae
Biological process (GO): signal transduction
Molecular function (GO): protein binding
Source: RefSeq, a predicted model, not a curated record